UCCCACGGUUAUGAUUAAACCAUGAUGGGUAGGAUUAAUCACAAAUAUCUAUAUAAAGGGUGGGAGUCCCUCCUCUCAACCGUAUGCAGAAAAGAGAUCUAAUUCCCAUCAUUGGCUACGGGAGGAGAGAGGAGAAGACUUCCAUUAUUUCGUCGGUGAACGAUGGACGGACAGUUUAUCCAGAAGCAUCUGACUGGGAUUGAGCCCCUAACCGGUUCCAACUAUAGCAACUGGAAGAUGCAAGUUGAAAUAGUACUUGGGUGUCUUGACUACGACUAUGUUCUCACUGAAAAUAAGCCAGAAGAGCCUGAUGAGUCAUCAAGUCAAUCUGAAAAGAAAUCUCAUGCUAAGUGGGUCAAAGCCAACAAGCUUGCAAUGCUGAUCAUUAGAGCAUCGGUGGACCAAACUAUUCGUGGAGAGAUUCCGGCUUGUGAAACUGCUAAGGAGUUGCUUGAGACCAUCAAGAAGCAGUUUGAGGGAUCCGUUAGAGCGAGACAGUACAAUUAUCUGGUCAAACUCAUUAAUCUGAAAUAUGAUGGAAGUGGUGAUGUUCGGCAGCACAUUUUGAAGGUCUCUCAGUUGAUCAUUCGUCUCAGGGAGUUGGGACUUCAGUUAGAGGAUGAUCUAAUGGUUCAUUUUGUAGUCGCUUCUCUACCAAGCAAAUUUGACACUUUUAAGGUGAACUACAGUUCUCAAGACAGGAAAUGA
Molecule: messenger RNA, 708 nt
Organism: Asparagus officinalis (garden asparagus)
Lineage: Eukaryota; Viridiplantae; Streptophyta; Magnoliopsida; Asparagales; Asparagaceae
Exons: 2
Coding region: 163-708 (181 amino acids)
Source: RefSeq, a predicted model, not a curated record